This is a messenger RNA of Anopheles cruzii, 5196 nucleotides long. Its product is annotated as opsin, ultraviolet-sensitive-like. The transcript is spliced from 5 exons. Gene Ontology annotation, molecular function: nucleic acid binding; G protein-coupled receptor activity; zinc ion binding. NCBI's taxonomy places the organism in Eukaryota, Metazoa, Arthropoda, Insecta, Diptera, Culicidae. Gene Ontology annotation, biological process: visual perception; G protein-coupled receptor signaling pathway. Gene Ontology annotation, cellular component: membrane. The record is from RefSeq and is a predicted model, not a curated record. The coding region runs from base 94 to 5112 and encodes 1672 amino acids.
GUUUAUAUUAGUCUUUAGCUCAUCAAUAUCUUCAUUGCAAUCCCUCUCCAUAUCCACCACUCGUUUUGUGUUUGCUUCGUGAACAAUAUUAUCAUGGAUUUGGACCACCCCGAUCUGGCGGCGCUGGAAGAAAAGCUCUACUCGUCGUUUCAUCAUUCUUUCAAUGCCACCACCAACAAUGAUGCUGCUCUUCAGUCACACGCUUCGGCUACCUCAACACCUUUGCGUAUCGUGACAAAAACAUCGGUUGUUAACAAUUGCACACCGAAUACCGGUUCAAGAACGAUGCGCUACUGGGCCUCCAGUUCCGGUGGCGAGUUAAUCACACUAAAAAAGCCAUUUCUUGGCGAACGUAAAUCGGGUGGAAAUCCAAAGCAGAAACCGCCCGAAGGGCAUACUCAAGCGUCGCCAACUAGCACUGGAGUUGAACGUGGUGAACCUAGAAAAGCGUUUUUCACGCCUUACCAAUCCCUGCUGAAUAGUAGCUCCCUGAAUAGUGAUACGCCCCUGUCAACUGCGAACGGAACCAUCGUUUUCGAUAAGGUGCAGGAAGUGCAGAUCACUAGCGACCCCCCAUUGAAAGAGAAGAAACUCAAAAAGAAACAACGUCAACCACUGAAUCCCGUCGAAAAGCGGCUUGCUGGUCUAGUGAAGGUGAUCGAAGGGAGCACACGAGCGGAGACUGUUAAAAAAUGUGUUCAAGCCAAGAAAGCAAAGGCGACGGUGGUGCGGCAGAAUCUGGCAUCCAAAUCUGGCAGCAGCAAAUCGCAGGUGUCAGUAGUUGCCGAAAUUACGCUGGAUUCAUCUGAUGAUGAAACGAAACUGCCGUUGCAGCGGGGAAAACCACAACCUAGAACACUAGAACCAUCCGACGAUGAAACGAAUGAUGUAGUCCUUGUACCGGGCCCGGAAGUGCCCCAGAUUUGCAUCGAUUGUAGCGACGAUGAAGUAGCACAGGACAGUUUUGUAUUGCCAAUGUUGAAGAGGCAGAAGAAAAAGGUGUCACCCAGUGCGAACUCACCUCGCUGCCAAAGUCCCUCUAAUAGCUCUAUUAUGUCGGACGAUUUUAUCGGUCACCUCGAUAGAUCGCGUAUGAACGACAGCCUUGGGGACUCUAUUCCGAACGACGAAGAAUUGGAUUGCACCCUGAACGAAUCGACGGCACGACCGGGUAAAAAGAAAACUACAGCCAGCAACGCACCCAAGAGGCUGCGUGUUCCAUCAAUAUCAUCUGAUUGCACUAUCGCCAGCAACAGCGACACAACCGAUCCAGACAGGCGCCAUCCGCCUGUACCUAAGGCAAAAAAAGCCAACCAGAAAUCUGUUUCACCAUCACGAUCCUCCCCACCAUGCCAAUCGGAAAAGGUCCUCGAAGGUACCCCGAAGCCUUCCGGUAGUCUGCUACCACAGUUUGGUGAGUGCAUACCAUUGAAUGCGAAAGGAGGAAUGAAAACGAAAGGGAAAUCGAAAAAUGUCGAUAGUGCCGUCUUGUCGAACUGUUCCAAACCGGCUUCAUCUGUAACCGCGGAGCUGACUGUAAAAAAGCAAGCCGUGAACAAUGGGGUGUUGAAAACUAAUUCCAUCACCGAAAAGGAUGCACUGUCCGGCAGAAUGGUCAAAUCAAAGAACAAAUCUAAAAACGCCUCACAUUUGGCAGAUUCCACGAACGCAGAAAGAGGAGGCGAAAAUGUUACACAAAAUAUUAGUCCCGAUGAAGACAGCAUGUACAAGCAAAUCACCAGAAAGCUAAAGGAUGGAGAAGCAUGCUUUGAUGAGAGCAGCGUAUCGUCGGAGAGUGAUUAUGACUUAUCGACAGUUUUGGAUAAAUCAACCGUCAGUCGCAAGACAACGAUAGGGUCUGCUUCCGAAACGACUUCGCAUGCCCUGGAGACCAUUUCUUCCGAAAGUGACUGUGAGGAUCUCGUCAUUAUCACCUCUGCAAAACGAGCGUCAGCAACCGAGUCAAACGCCGAUGGAACCACACAAGGCCCCAAAAAGAAGUCCCUGGGGCCAAAAAGAAAAAAGUUCCACUCAGAAAACCUUUCUGAUGAAGAUUUUGCCUGCGUGCUAACAGACAUUGUUCAAGCCAUUUCGGAUGGUGAUGAUGAUGAUGAUGAUGAUGAUGAUGGUAGUGGUGGUGGUGGUGGUGUUAUUAUUAAUGAUCUAGAGAAGGAUGUGCCAGUAGAUUAUUGGCUUGAUACAGAGGUCAAUCCAUCCCAUCCAUACCCAUCCCAAUCCAUACCAUCGGUCAAUGAGAGCUCUCUGAACAUUAAUGAAGAAAGCGAAGCGCAAGGUCCCUUGCUGGCAAGCGAUGUGGCUCCAGCUCCGGUGCUCACUAUAAAUGAUUCAGAUGAUGAUGUCGUACAGGUAGAGGGUACACGUUUUUUCGGCAUAGACGACUCUUCGCCGGGUGUAAUGGGUGACGCUGGAUGUGUGUGGAACAAAGAGAUGACUCUGUUCUACAAUGGUACUGCCACGGAGGAUAACUUUAGUAUGGCUGCAGCAAUACGGAAAAUGCCACGCGAUGCUAAGCACUGGAAAAUUGUCGAUCAGGAUCGUUUCCCGGAUCCGCCGAAGAAAGAUAUGCUUUGCAAUAACUGUGGUGAGCGUGGUCAUAUGCGCUUCAAGUGUCGUAAUGCGCCGAAACUACGCAUCUGCCAUAUGUGUGGCCAACAGGGACACCAGGAGCCACGAUGUCCAAAAACCAUGUGUUUAAACUGCGGAUCCCGGACAGAGACGUUCGUCUACGAGUGUGCUACUUGCCGGAACGAUUUCAGAAGGUUUUGCUACAUAUGUGGAGUGCGUGGUCAUACCACAGUCCGUUGUCCUGAUCACUGGCGUCGGUACCACAGUACGACUGAAGAUAACGUUCAACUUGUGGCAAACUAUCAGAGAAAUAGGGAUACAAAACAAUGCAGCAUAUGCGGCAAAUUUGGCCACUAUGCCCACAGCUGUCGUACCGCCCAUCGUAUCUUUGUUCAUCCGAUACCGACGACGGAAAUAAAAUCAUAUCAUCCGGCCUAUCAUCGUAUGCCUAUGAGCAAAAGAGGACCAGCACCAUAUGCUGGUCAGGACGAGUGUUCCCGGUACAAUCUGUUCGAUGGCGAUGCGAGCAAAUGCGAGUUAAACCUCGAAACUUUGUCGAUGAAUUCGAAUGGCUUCUACUAUCGAUUUGCUCAGUCGGCUGGUCUGCUCAGUGAGCCAUCAAUCGGCGGGGUUCUGCCCGACGCAGCCACGGAUCGUGCCACCAAAACGCAUCGUACCCGUAAGUCAUACCAGAAUCAUAAGAGACCGUCCCAAGAUGAUGGCCAGCAAACCGAAUAUGUACCAAUCCCACAGCAACAAUCGCCGAUCGUGUUAGAAGAGCAGCAAUUGAAAAGAACAGAACUACCUAAUGGAAAUGACACUAUGGCUUGUUCCGUUGCACUAAUCGAAGAGGAUUCGAAUUACAGUUUUUCCGAGUUGCUCCCUAAUGGGGAAGAAAGUAAGCUAAGCUGUGACGUUACUGUGGUAGGAAAGUCAGACUCUGUGGAGACAAGUGAGCCUUUCCACAAUGCGGACUUUAUAUCACUCACUACGCAACCGGAGGACGAGGCGAUGUUGCUUGUGAGCGAUUUGAAGGCGGAUGUAGAAAAGCAGCAUGCCUCUGGAACCGAGGUAACGGAUGCAAAAAUUUGCCUCAUGAAGUCGCACACCCAGUUACUGAUAUCCACUCGUGGCCGCAAGUUUCUCAAAGAUGCGUCUAGCAGACACAUGCUGAAGUGGAGCAUUACGUUCGAAUCAAUUGGCAAUGUGCUGCUUGUCAGCGGCCAGGCAGCCAAUCAGGAUGCCUUCCACCGGGAGUUGGUGGGGUUUCUGCAACAGACCGAGGGUGUUUGGCUGGGUGCCAAAGUACCAGGUGAGCGAAGGAGCGCUGUCCGUUUUAUUAGAAAACAUUUGGACCUAUUGACGAAGUCCUACGAAAACAUAGAAACAAUUUUCGCCCGCUACCAGCAGUUACAAGGAAAAAUGAAGUGGAAGAAAAGCGAAAGGGAUCGUCGGUUGCUAAAUGUCGUCCUAUUCGGCCAGUGGGGCAUGCGCGAGGGUCGAACGCACGUUCAGAGGCUGCUCACCAGCAUAGACUCGCUCAAACGGAGUGAAGAACCUGAAAUUGACCCGAACGCAAGGGACGUGAUCGACGUGGACAUUCGUUAUAUUUUCUCGUCUUACGAUCAUGGCGAUUACAAGCAAAUAAUUGCUGAAUUCGAAGAGCUUCGCAAAAAUCAACAGCUGACGAAAAUUUCAUGUCAAGAGCUGGGCAUGUCUAAGGCAGAAGCUAAGACCAUCGUUACGAAAGCGGAUGAAUAUGCAUUUGAGCAAAGCCCUGCGCGGGAUGUGAAUCAUUCGACAGAAACGUUAGCAGCGCAAGGCGCUCAACAUUUUGAAGACGGUUCUUCAACCGACAUAAUCCUGAACACGGCGGAUGGACGGAUUCACUCACCAGAGUACAGCGCAGACUGGCAGGAAGCGAAAAUGAUCGAAACAGGUCUAUUAGCUCAACCUCACCCAACGUUGCCUCAGCCCACGAUUGAAGAUUCGUUUGCAACCACCAACAAUGCAGGCGGCAAUAUGUCGAUUCAAGUCACACAAUCGAGUUUACAGACACUUGUGAGGUCGAGAGAACGAAGUACAUUUCAUUGCCGUGACCCGCAGCAGCAGAAAGUUUUGGAACAUUUAAAAGAAAUCACUGAAAUGAACUACCGGCGAUUGCUAAAAAAAAAACCUUCAAUGAAACUCAGUCGCCUAAUAAGUGAAAUAUUGGAAGAAGAACAAACAAAACAAAAAACACUGAAACGCAGAAACGAAAGGUCGCAUCCAAACUUCCGGUGGCAAUUAUUGCGAGAUCUGACAGAUUUAAGCAAAAUAGCCAAACAACGAAAGCUUAGUCCCGUGUCACAAUGGCGACUUUGUGAUGCAAUUUCAAAAACUAUUCAAAGAACGCAAAAAAGGAUAGAAAAACGGACGAUUAGACGUGAGAAAAAAAAGGAGAAAAAGGCAGAAGAAAGAAAACUAGGUACCAAAGGUUCGCGAGUAAUAAAACAAAGAACCGCCCAAAAGAACCCCAACCGAUAGUAAGUUGUGUAUCAGAAUAAUGAAGCGCGGAAAGGUUGCUGUUCUUCAAAACCCAACUGAUUACAAAUACAUUGAAUGUUUAAA